Stylophora pistillata is the source of this 4040-nucleotide messenger RNA. Its product is annotated as calcium-transporting ATPase type 2C member 1-like. Gene Ontology annotation, biological process: calcium ion transport. NCBI's taxonomy places the organism in Eukaryota, Metazoa, Cnidaria, Anthozoa, Scleractinia, Pocilloporidae. Gene Ontology annotation, molecular function: P-type calcium transporter activity; ATP hydrolysis activity; ATP binding. The record is from RefSeq and is a predicted model, not a curated record. Gene Ontology annotation, cellular component: membrane.
GAUAAGAUGGAUUUGACUUUAAACCCUUCCCCUCUUCGUUGGAAGAACACGGGCAACCCAAGCUCAUGACACUUUUCUUACAAAAAGGGGUAGUAACAUUUCUGUUAGAGAAACUUUUUCGAGAAUCGAUCAAGUGCUAUUGGAAAAAAUACCGGAAAUUGUUAAUUUUCUCAUUCUUUUCAAGAGAGGUGCUCUUGUCGUUCUUUUAGAGCGUACGAGAAGGCACCUGUCAGCUCCGAUCCUUUACUCGACCCAGUGUCCCAAGAUUUUCUAACCCUCGAUGCAUGUUGGGAAAUGCAAAUAAUUUGUGUUUUGUGACCGUCCAACCUCCUGUAAGUGUUCUGUGAUCUAUGCCAAUAUGCUAGCGGAAUCAUGGCGAAGUGCAUAGCGAUUUGGCUGCAAUAUGGGUACUUACGUUCAGCUAAAGCAGGAGGACUACUCUGAAGAGGAUAGCGAUGUAGGGAUGAUGUCCACUGUAAUUUCGUCGGCAAAGGCUUCCUCGCUAUCGGUCGAGGAAGUUUUGAAACAAUUUCGGAGUGAUCCGGUACAUGGUUUGAACAACGAUGAGGUUGAGAGAAGAAGAAAGCUCCACGGGCUGAAUGAAUUCGAUGCGGUUGAGGAUACCCCGCUUUGGAGGAAGUACAUAGACCAGUUCAAAGAGCCCAUGAUAGUAUUACUUCUAGCAUCAGGGCUGGUCAGUGUAAUCAUGGGACAAUAUGAUGAUGCCGUCAGUAUUACAGUGGCUAUCAUUAUUGUUGUUACAGUAGCUUUUGUCCAGGAAUAUAGGUCUGACAAGUCAGUGGAAGCCAUAAAAAAACUUGUUCCUCCAGGGUGUCACUGCAUCAGGGAAGGAAAAGUAGCAGACUUUCUAGCUCGAAGUCUGGUCCCAGGGGACCUAGUUACCAUAUCAGUAGGAGAUAGGGUUCCAGCAGAUUUAAGGCUAAUAGAGGCUGUAGAUUUAAAAAUAGAUGAAUCAAGUUUUACUGGCGAAACUGAACCAGCAUGUAAAACAUCUGAGGAAGUUCCUCCUUCCAAAUCCAGUGGAGGUAUCUCUGAAAGAAGAAAUAUUGCUUUUAUGGGUACUCUAGUUCGCUGUGGACGUGGCAAGGGCAUUGUCACUGGGACUGGAGAAAAUUCAGAGUUUGGUGAAGUGUUUAAAAUGAUGAAAGCAGAGGAGCCUCCAAAGACCCCUCUACAGAAAAGCAUGGAUAUCUUAGGGAAACAAUUAUCUUUUUACUCACUUUGUAUCAUAGCUCUUAUUAUUCUUUUGGGAUGGUUGCAACAAAGAGCCAUUUUAGAGAUGUUUACUAUUGGUGUUAGCUUGGCUGUAGCUGCCAUUCCAGAAGGUCUCCCCAUUGUAGUUACGGUUACUCUGGCUCUGGGUGUGAUGCGCAUGGCCAGAAGGAAUGCCAUUGUAAAGAAACUCCCUAUUGUAGAGACUCUAGGAUGCGCAAGUGUUAUUUGAUCUGACAAGACUGGUACACUGACCAAGAAUGAGAUGACAGUAACACAGAUAUUUACUGCUGAUGGUCACUAUGCAGAGGUGUCUGGAGUAGGAUACAAUGGGUGUGGUCAUGUAAGCAUUUCUGGCCAUAAUCUGACACCAAACACCAACUUGUCUGUCACAAGAGUUGUUGAGGUUGGUUAUCUUUGUAACAAUGCUCAAAUUCAAGAUGGAUCCCUCUUUGGCCAACCAACAGAGGGAGCCCUCAUAGCAGUUGGAGAAAAGCUUGGUAUUGAUGACCCAAGAGGAAUGAACUCACGCACUGCCGAAAUUCCUUUUAACUCAGAGAAAAAGUGGAUGGCCGUUAGAUACAAGCAAAAGGACAAUUCAGAAAUGUAUUACGUGAAGGGAGCACCUGAGAGAGUGUUGCAGCAGUGCAGAUCAUGCCACAGGCAAGGGUCUCUUGUUCCUCUGACAGCAAGAGAUCUGGAGAUGUUUAAUGACGCCGUGUCUGCUAUGUCAUCUAGAGGAUUGAGAGUCAUAGCCCUUGCCAUGGGAACUGAUCUACAACAGUUGUCAUUCCUGGGUAUCAUGGGUUUGUUGGACCCGCCCAGACCAGGAGUCCGUGAAGCUGUGCAUACACUGUUAGAGAGUGGAGUACAUGUCAAAAUGCUGACAGGAGAUGCGCGGGAAACUGCACUCACCAUAGCGGAAUUAUUAGGAAUUCAUGUCAAAGGAAGGUUGACGCUUUCGGGAGAAGAACUAGAAACAAUGGAUAGCUUACAACUAGGAGGCGCCAUAGAGCAGGUAUCCGUAUUUUAUAGAGUCAGUCCCAGACAUAAAGUUGCCAUUGUUAAGGCUCUACAGCAGCGUAAUCACGUGGUGGCUAUGACUGGUGACGGCGUAAAUGACGCAGUAGCUCUGCGCCGGGCUGAUAUCGGAGUAGCUAUGGGCCGAGCGGGGACUGAUGUGAGUAAGGAAGCGUCAGAUAUGGUGUUGGUGAAUGAUGACUUCUCUACCAUCCUGGCCACUAUUGAGGAAGGCAAAGGAAUAUUUUAGAACAUACGCAACUUUGUCCGCUUCCAGCUAAGCACGAGUAUCGCUGCUAUAUCGUUGAUCACAAUAUCGACGUUUCUAAAGUUACCCAAUCCUCUGAAUGCCAUGCAGAUUUUAUGGAUUAACAUCAUUAUGGAUGGACCACCAGCCCAGAGUCUUGGCGUGGAGCCAGUUGAUCGGGACGUCAUGAAUAAACCCCCACGGAAUGUCAAGAACCCAAUGAUUACCAAGACCCUGAUAUCCAACGUUCUUCUCUCUGCGAGCCUGAUAGUGACUGGUACAUUGUGGGUCUUUUGGAGAGAGAUGAGAGAUAACGUCAUCACUCCUCGUGACACCACCAUGACAUUCACGUGCUUUGUGUUCUUUGACAUGUUCAACGCACUUAGCUGUCGUUCUCAGGUGAAGUCUAUCUUUCAAAUUGGUUUCUUCACCAACCGUAUGUUCCUGUACGCUGUUGGCGGGUCUCUCAUGGGGCAGAUGUUAGUUAUUUACUUUCCCCCUCUUCAAGCAGUGUUUCUCACCGAAGCUCUACAUUGUACGGAUAUUUUGUUGCUACUUUGUGUAGCCUCUUCUGUUUUUCUCGUGGACGAGAUUAGGAAAAUGGUGUUAAGAACGCUUGCAAGACGCAAAGAGCCUCCGAAGGACUUCCAGUUUUUUGUUUGACAAGUGGAGAGUUAUCUCAAGUACUGGAGUAAAACGUUGGUGUUAAUUGGACGGGUUAAACAAUUUAAAGUUCAAACUAAUUCGUAGCAGAUGAAGAGAAGCGUCGAUUUCUGUUUCAGUCGAAUCUACUUUAAUUAUGUGAGCCCGUGGUGGUACGUUUUUGAUCAGUGGGGUUGCGCAGCAACAUAGGCUUCCCAAUCAAUCUUCUGACGAAUGGUUGUCGAUCAAGCAAUGAGAAAUAGUAACCUUAGUUAAUGACUGCAAAUGUCAAUGGCUAUGGUAAACCAUUGGAAAACUUCCAUGGAGUAAUUGAAAUUUUGUGUACACUUCUGGUAUCCGUUUACCAUUUCUUGUCUCACUUUAGACCUCGACUCAACAAUAGUCUCCCACUGGUUUCUAUGCCUUUCUCAAAAUAGUUCUAUGCAGAUGAGAAAUCAUUUUCAGAUGGAGAAAUGAAAAUCCCUCAAGGUAGAUCACGUGGUCAAGUUUGUCCAAGGCUCCUUAGCUGUUAUUGUAAAUGAAGUAUCUGUAAUCAGGUCUCGCGAGAUGUUGUGGAUUAUAUUACGUUAGAUGAUCCAAUAAUAAAUGGAAAUUGUAAAUAGACAGAAGGGUGGAAAAUUACUUACACGAUUUUAUUUCUUUAUUUCGCGCGUUGUCCCGCGUUAAGGACGUGUAUCAACCCGUUCGUUUAAGUUCACAAAUCUCCCGGAGAGCCCGAAGUAUUAUUUUUAAAUCAAGAUAUAGCAAAAAUGAAGUUUUUGGGUGCAAGGACCUUACUCCCUUAUCGAUAAAAGUGCAGCGGUGGAAGAGUAGAGAGGUUUAUAUUACUUAAUAGCGGCGAUUAUGCUGUUUGAUUAAAACAUGGAUUUUCUUUGGA